Messenger RNA from Brachypodium distachyon (stiff brome), 1388 nucleotides. RefSeq lists its product as uncharacterized. The transcript has a single exon. The coding region runs from base 235 to 1023 and encodes 262 amino acids. Lineage: Eukaryota; Viridiplantae; Streptophyta; Magnoliopsida; Poales; Poaceae. Gene Ontology annotation, molecular function: S-adenosylmethionine-dependent methyltransferase activity. The record is from RefSeq and is a predicted model, not a curated record.
AAAAAAAAAAGUACGCAGUUUGAGUUCCAGAAUUUCAAUUUCAAAGUUGUCUCAAAUAGGAUAGGAGUCUUAAAAAAAGAAAAAGGGACGACACUAAUAAUCUCAACAGCACCCAGUUCCAAUCACAACGAACACCUCUUCACAUCAACACACAAAACCAAUGCCUUCUUCCUCCUCCGAUCCCACCGCCAUGCCACAAUAACCAUCCACCACCCCUCGCCACCGCCGAUCGCCAUGCGCGCCGAUGCCAAGCCCCGCCGCGCCUUCCUCCUCCUCCUCUUGAUCCUCCCCUUCUUCCUCUUCCUCCUCUACUCCUACUCCUCCUCCCCCACCCCAUCCGCCGCCGCCGCGCUCCUCCUCCCAACCGUCCCGCUCUCCCCAUACAUCCGGAUGCGGCGGGGAGCCUCCGCCUACCGCACCUACGACGACUACCUCAAGCACCAGCUCGCCAAGACGCUCUCCCCGCGCCUCCGCCGCAUCUGGUCCACCCGCGACUGGCACCGCAAGGUCGCCGCCUUCGCCGCCGUCUUCUCCCGCCUCCAAUCCGCCAACCUCCUCUCCAACACCUCCCGCGCGCUCUGCGUCGGCGCGCGCCUGGGCCAGGAGGUCGCCGCGCUCCGGCUCGUCGGCGUGGCGGACUCCGUCGGGAUCGACCUCGCGCCGGCCCCGCCGCUCGUCCUCCAAGGCGACUUCCACCGCCAGCCCUUCCCCGACGCCCGCUUCGACUUCGAGUUCUCCAACGUGUUCGACCACGCGCUCUACCCGGCCCGGUUCGCCGCCGAGAUCGAGCGCACGCUCCGGCCCGGCGGCGUCGCGGUGCUUCACGUCGCCGUGCAUCGGAGAGGGGAUCGGUACUCGGCGAACGAUCUCAUGGAUGUCAAGGGGCUGAUUGGGCUGUUUGGGGGUUGCGAGGUUGUUGAGGUCUCCAAGGUCGACGCUUUCGGGCUUGACACCGAAGUCAUCCUCCGCAAGAAGAUGAAGAUGACCAUGGAGAACAAGAUCAGCUCCCCGGCGUUGCCCUAGCCGGCCAUGCAUCAGGAUCGAUCGAUGGAUCCCAAUCUUCUUGUUCUUCACCGGCCCGCAAAUUGGUAUCACAGGAUCCAGUGAAGAAUUAAUUGGUUUGUACUUAGGUACGUACGUAGAUCGUCGUGUUGUUUCUGGGUGGAUUAAUUUGAUGGAAUCAUUGUAGGUAGGUAGUUGAUCGGUUCUUUUGGUGGGCAUUUGUUGCAUAUCAUCCAUGAUCCAUAUCUAUCCAUUCUUCUUCUUGCAUGUACUACGGAAAUUAAUUAUAAUUUAUUACUACUAGUAUAUAUGUACGUGCUGAGAGAUCAAAGUGUGCAUUACAUGAGAGUUUUUCAUAUGAAAAGAUGUGUGCAAAUUAGGAAGAA